Molecule: messenger RNA, 4083 nt
Organism: Hordeum vulgare subsp. vulgare (domesticated barley)
Lineage: Eukaryota; Viridiplantae; Streptophyta; Magnoliopsida; Poales; Poaceae
Product: disease resistance protein PIK6-NP-like
Exons: 4
Coding region: 233-3889 (1218 amino acids)
Biological process (GO): defense response to other organism
Molecular function (GO): ADP binding
Source: RefSeq, a predicted model, not a curated record
UGCAUCCUAUCUUCACAAUGCGGAAGAAGACUUGACCCCAAAUUUUAGUCCCAAGUCUUCGUAAACAAAUGUCCAGUGUCAGCUUGUCAGCAUAGUUGGCUGAUGGAUGAUCGAUCGGUCUGAGUGAUCCCCUUUAAGAGAAUUCUCAGUCGAUGUGGGAGUCCAGCACUGCUACUUCUGCUAGCAUAUCACCCACAAGAAAACAUCGACCAUUGAAGUGAGACAGAGAGUCAUGGCAGACCUGGUUGUCGGGUUGGCCAAGUCAGUGGUGGAGGGGGCAUUGACCAAGGCCCAGGCGGCCAUCGAAGAAGAGGCCAAGCUUCGGCAGAGCGCGCAGCGCAACCUUGUGUUCAUCACCGACGAGUUUGAAAUGAUGCACUCAUUUCUCAAGGUGGCCGACGAGGAGCGCCUAGAGAACAAGGUGGUGAUGACGUGGGUGAGGCAGAUCCGCGAGCUGGCGUACGACGUCGAGGACUGCAUCGAGCUCGUCAUCCACCUCGACAUGAAGAACAGGUGGUGGUGGCGCGUCGUCCCGUCCUGGUGCAUGGCGCUGCCGCUCCCGCUGGACGAGGCGGCCGGCGAGAUCGAGCAGCUCAAGGCCAGGGUGGAGGACGUGAGCACUAGGAACACACGCUACAGCCUCAUCAGCGACACCGGCUCCAAACCCGUCAUCCUGCAGCAGGAGACAGCGGCAUCAGGCGCCGCUAUCGUGGCUGCGACCACCGCCGACAUGCUCGCCGAGGCAAGGGGCGCCACCAAGAGGCACCAAGGAUUCAGCGACCUCACCCGGCUGAUCACCAAGAAGAGGCAGGACCACAACAAUGGCCUUCAAGUCAUCUCGGUUUGGGGUGCGGCCGGCGACCAUGGGACGACAUCCAUCAUCAGGAAGACCUACAACCACACAGAGAUAUGUCAAGAUUUCUCCUUCCGCUCCUGGGUGAAAAUCGUGCAUCCUUUCAAUCCCCACCAAUUCAUGCGCAACAUGAUGUCUCAGUUCCAUGCAACAUCUUGCAUGGAACAGAGAGCGACCAUAGGCAGGGAUGUCUUUGAGAAGAUGGAGGCCACUCAAAAAGAUCUCUUAAGUGAGUUUGAGGAGCUAUUCAAGGAGAAGAGGUACCUCAUCGUCUUGGAAGGCCUGUCACACAUGGUAGAUUGGGAUGCUAUUAGGGCAUUCCUUCCUGACACCAUGAAUGGCAGCUGGAUUAUCGUGUCCACGCAGCAAUCCGAGAUAGCAACCUUGUGCAUCGGACACUCAUACCAGGUGGUGGAGCUUCGGAAAUUCUCGGAGGAGCACUCUGUUUGUGCCAUCCACAAGGCUUCUCAAGGUGAUGCGGAUGAAGACAAGAACUCAAUGGGCUCAGAUGGCGGUGAUGAUAAAGGCAAAGAACCAAUGGCUUCUCACGAGAACAAAAUUAGAGAGAAUAAAAUCAUGUCACUUAAAGCGGAAGCAAAUGAAUGGAACAAGAAGAAUGGUGGCCUUGUUGGACGUGAUUCACGAAUGACUGAACUUGUUGAAUGUCUAGCUCAGGCACGUGUCAACUCUCUCCCAGUUAUGUCCGUGUGGGGGAUAGCUCAAGUUGGGAAAUCAGCACUUGUCAAAAAAUUGUUCUAUGACACAGUGCUUCAGCUUCAGGAUGGCAAAUCCAAAUAUGAGGAUUAUUAUUGGGUUGAUGUAUCCCAUCCAUUUAAUAUGAGAGACCUGUAUCUGACAUUACUUUCAGAUUUUCAUUCGGAGAAAGACCCAACUGAAGAGUGUCACCGUCUUCUGAAAAAAGAUUGGUGCCUCAUUGUUAUCGAUGAUCUCCGGUCCACAAAGGAUUGGGACACGAUACAAGCUGCCUUGGUAUCCAAACAUUUAAAGAGCGUUGUCAUCGUCAUCACAACUGAUCCAACCAUUGCUGAAUAUUGCACAAAUAAAGAAGAGCUCGUGUUCAAUGUCAAGGCUCUAGAAGCUACUCAUGCCUUGGAUCUCUUCAAAAAGAAGGUACAUAAGAAGGAUUCACCAUACCCUUUAAAGGAGCAUGAGAAGGAUGUAAAAGACCUUAUUUCAAAGUGUGGCGGUCUUCCCAAAGUAAUAUCUGCUAUAGCUGGGUUACUGGCCAUGAAGACUAGCAGAAGGAUAGAAAUUAUUAAUUCUUUGAAUGAAAAAUUUAUGCACCGUCUGGAGACUGAUCUGGAUUAUGACAAUCUACAAGAUCUAUUUGGCUGGAUGCAUUCUUACUUCCGUACUUGUCCCGAUGCACUCAAGCCCUGUAUCUUCUACCUGUCGAUUUUUCCUCAAGAUAAAACCAUCCGUCGGAGGCGACUAGUAAGGCGGUGGAUUGCGGAGGGCUACUCCAGGGACAGCGAAAAUGAAUCAGCAGAGGAAAAUGGGGAGAAACACUUCUCCAAGUUGCUUGAACUGAGCAUAAUCCAGCAGAUAUCGUCACAGUCUUUGUCAUCAUCAUCAUCAGUCAACAACUGUUCUUUCAGUGUGGACAAAGUUAGGAUGGUUAUGUGCCAGGUGAAUGGCUUCAUUCGGGAGUACGUUGUGUCACGGCGCAUGGAAGAGAACCUUGUGUUCGAACUGGGUGGAAAAUGUGCACUAACCACCCAACGCAACGGGCGUCACCUUGUCAUAUUGGUAACAUGGAAAAGAGAUAAAAUUGUGUUCGCAAGUAUGGACUUCUCUCGGCUACGGUCACUAACAGUGUUUGGAGGGUGGGAAUCAUUCUUCAUCUCUCAAAGUAUGAAGAUGCUUCGGGUGCUUGAUCUAGAGAAUGCAGAGCCUUUAAAGGGUGGUGAUCUUGAAAAUAUACUAGAGUGGUUGCGUCGCCUCAAGUUCCUCUCAUUGCGAGGGCACAAUGAGAUCAACCAUCUACCAGGUUCAUUGCAUCACCUGAGGCAGCUCCAAACACUUGAUGUGAGGGACACCUCAAUAACUACCCUUCCAAAGAAGAUCACCAAGUUACAGAAACUUCAGUACAUUCGUGCCGGCACCCGUACCAUGAACUUAAAACCACCAGUUUCAUCCAGCAGAUGCAACCAGUUGUCUCAAUUCUGCAGAUGUCAUCCUCCUACAAUCAGUGUUCAGGUGCCUACAAAGAUGGGCAAACUGACUGCGUUGCAUACACUUGGUGUUGUCAACAUCACUGCUUCAGGCACAAAGAAAACCAUGAAAGAGCUCAAGAAGCUCACCCAGUUGCGCAAGCUCGGGGUGUUUGGCAUCAACGGGAAGAACAGCGGCAAUUUUUUCUCUGCAAUCGAAGAGCAUGCCCAUCUGGAGUCCUUGUCAGUUUCACUCAACAAGGACACCACACAAGGUUGUAGCUUCAUCAGAAAGGACAAGAACAGUCAACGAUGCUUGGAUGACAUGAUCUUCUUGCCUUGUACAAACCUUCGGAGCCUUAAACUGUACGGACUUGAAGAUAAGUUGCCGAAAUGGGAGGAGCCUGUAAAGUUUGGAAACCUCACAAAGCUGGUGCUGGAGAUGGACUAUUUAACAGGAGAUGUCAUAAGGUUCGUUGGCAGUCUUCCAGAACUGUGCAUUCUUCGUGUCAAGCAGCAUAAAGUUGUUGGCCUUAAUUUCUGUGUCAUGGUGAAUGGAUUCGAGGAUGACUCCUUUAAGAAGGUUAAGAUCCUCGAGGUUUCCUGCUCGAGCAGCUUAUGUGUAACUUUUGGAUCAUGGACGAUGAAAAAACUUGAGCUGCUCAUGGUUGACUGCAACGACGGGUCACUGUCUUAUGAGUUCCGUGAGCUGAAAAACCUAGAAGAACUUAAGGAAGUCGUGCUAGUUAACGGAUCUAACGCCCAAGCACUGAAGCAACAACUCGAGCAGCAGCUUGCCGAAGAGCACCCAAAAGAAAAGAAACCUGUCGUGAAGCUGGAGAAACCAUCAACUUCGUCCUGAAGUGUGAUUUGUGAUUAAUAUUAGCAGUUUAUUCCCCUUUGUAUUUUUACCAUACUAGCUCGAUAUCCACUACGUCUUGAUUUGUUUCUGUAAUAUACUUUAGAGGCCUACAAAAACAUCUUAAAUUUUGGUACGAAGAUAGUACUUUUCCUCUACAUUGGCAUCAUUAUUGUGAUAUAUAUGUGGUUAGCUGA